Loxodonta africana (African savanna elephant) is the source of this 5185-nucleotide messenger RNA. It is a transcript of the gene PA2G4, whose product is annotated as proliferation-associated 2G4. The record is from RefSeq and is a predicted model, not a curated record. NCBI's taxonomy places the organism in Eukaryota, Metazoa, Chordata, Mammalia, Proboscidea, Elephantidae. The transcript is spliced from 14 exons. Bases 127 to 1311 code for a protein of 394 amino acids.
UUGCUUGCUCGCGCUUUCGUUCGCGCUUUCCUCGCGGAUCGAGGAGUCUGUGGUCAGAGGCUGCGGCCGGGAAGGGAGGCAGAGGCGGCGGCUCAGGAGAAACGAGGCUGCGGUGGUGGUGGGAAGAUGUCGGGCGAGGACGAGCAGCAGGAGCAAACUAUCGCUGAGGACCUGGUCGUGACCAAGUAUAAGAUGGGGGGCGACAUCGCCAACCGAGUACUUCGGUCUUUGGUGGAAGCUUCCAGCUCAGGUGUGUCCGUACUAAGCCUGUGUGAAAAAGGUGAUGCCAUGAUUAUGGAAGAGACAGGGAAAAUCUUCAAGAAAGAAAAAGAAAUGAAGAAAGGUAUUGCCUUUCCCACCAGCAUUUCAGUAAAUAACUGUGUAUGUCACUUCUCGCCUUUGAAGAGCGACCAGGACUAUAUUCUCAAGGAAGGUGAUUUGGUAAAAAUAGACCUUGGGGUCCAUGUGGAUGGCUUCAUCGCUAAUGUGGCUCACACUUUUGUGGUUGAUGUAGCUGAGGGGACCCCAGUAACAGGACGGAAAGCAGAUGUCAUUAAGGCUGCUCACCUUUGUGCUGAGGCUGCCCUACGCCUGGUCAAACCUGGAAACCAGAACACACAAGUGACAGAAGCCUGGAACAAAGUUGCCCACUCAUUUAAUUGCACUCCAAUAGAAGGUAUGUUGUCACACCAAUUGAAGCAGCAUGUCAUCGAUGGAGAGAAAACCAUUAUUCAGAAUCCCACAGACCAGCAGAAGAAGGACCAUGAAAAAGCUGAAUUUGAAGUACAUGAAGUAUAUGCUGUGGACGUUCUUGUCAGCUCAGGAGAGGGCAAGGCCAAAGAUGCAGGACAGAGAACCACCAUUUAUAAACGAGAUCCCUCUAAACAAUAUGGCCUGAAAAUGAAAACUUCACGUGCCUUCUUCAGUGAGGUGGAAAGACGUUUUGAUGCCAUGCCAUUUACUUUAAGAGCAUUUGAAGAUGAGAAGAAGGCCCGGAUGGGUGUGGUGGAGUGUGCCAAACAUGAACUACUACAACCAUUUAAUGUUCUCUAUGAGAAGGAGGGUGAAUUUGUUGCCCAGUUUAAAUUUACAGUUCUACUCAUGCCUAAUGGUCCCAUGCGGAUAACAAGUGGUCCCUUUGAGCCUGACCUCUACAAGUCUGAGAUGGAGGUCCAGGAUGCAGAGCUGAAGGCCCUCCUCCAGAGUUCUGCAAGCCGGAAAACUCAGAAAAAGAAAAAAAAGAAGGCCUCCAAGACUGCAGAGAACGCCACCAGCGGGGAAACAUUAGAAGAGAAUGAAGCUGGGGACUGAGGUGGGUCCCAUCUCCCCAGCUUGCAGCUCCUGCCUCAUCCCUUCCCACCACACCCCAGGCUCUGUGAAGUGCAGUUUGUCUUCUCCAUCCAGGACCGCCAGCAGAGCGGGGUCUCCCUGCCCCCAUCCCAGUCCCCCAACCCAUCCCUUUCCAACAACAACCAGCUCCAACUGACUCUGGUCUUGGGAGGCCAGGCUUCCCAGCCACUGAAGACUACUUUAAAUAGAAAAAAGAAAUUGAGUAAUAAAAUCAGGAGUCAAAAUCCAUCGUCUUCAAGCCCCUCUUUCUAGCCUUUUUCUACUAUGCUUGGUCAAAGUUUGUGGCCCUACAACAGAACAGGGAGGCUAAAUUAGCCACCACCACUAAAAACUCAGCUGAAAUUUUUUAUGCCACUCUAAUGUCAGCAUUUUCUCAUCUGUUUUGGGGCUUUUUCCUCUCUUUCUCACUCCCCCAAAGUAUUUUGUCCUCAAAAUAGAGGAGCUAUUCUUCAGAUUGUUUUUAUUCACAUGUGGCAGAUUCCUCUUACUGUCCAGGUUGUCUGGUCAGGCCUCUCCCAUUUUCAGGAGCCGGAGCCUGCAUUUACAAAGGGAUUCUUGUCUAUCAAGUGAAUUCUCACUUGUAAAUCUUUUUAGUCAUUUUUGUUCUGCAGGUUUUUUUUUUUUUUUUUUUCAUUUUCACAAAGCUGUAAAGAAGUAAUCCAUCUCAACCAUGUCCUUUUCUUUGGAGUCAGUGGGAUCUUCCCUUGUUUCAUCUUACGCAAACAAGAGCUGGAAGCUCAGCUGAGGUUUUGUUUCUUGUCUGAGAUAUUUUGACUUCUCCCCUUUGAAAGAAAGACCAGGAACUGGAGGAGCAGACUGACUGAAGAAACAACUCCUGGCUUUCUGAAGCUGUGGACUUGGAUUGGAUGAAUUGCUGGGGGUUUGGAGAGAAAGGUGAUGAAUUUCAGUACCUCUGGCAUGCUGCCCCAGGAAACUAGGGCUCCCACUAAUUUAUGAGGUUUUUAAACACCUUGAAAAUGAGAUGGCGUUAAAAUAAAUUUGGAUUUGGUCAUAUUGAUGUGCAUUUGUAUGUUGCUCUUAUUUAAACAGAGGUGGGGAGUACCGGUUGAGUAAGUGAACAUCAGUUGGAACUGUUUUUCUACAGUGCCAUAAUCUACCUCCUAGUCAAAGAAUAUUUGGAGUUGGGGAAGACACAAAUCCUGGAUUCUCUGAAUUACAGCAUAGUAAAUUACAUAUAGGAAAUGGGAGUUUGAUGGUGAUUUAAUUUUCUAAAGUAGCAAUGUGCUACUUGCUGUUGACACUUUGGGACUAGGACACUAUGUUGUGUAUUGUAAAGAAGAAGAAAAAAAAAACACUAUACAAGUAUUAAUUUAGGAACCCAGGAAGGAUGCUUUAGUUUUUAAUGUUCCGUAAUCAGGCGUUGAAAUUCAUAGUCUUCAAGCCUUUUUAUACUGCUCUCUGCUUCAGGGCCAGGUAGCUUGAGUGAAUAUUUGUUCAUUAGAUUUGAAUACCUUACUACAUGUGAGGCACUGGUGACUUGGAGGUAUUACAAUGAACAAGACUGGACACAGGUCCCCUCAGAUCUUAACAGAUUAGUAGGCAAUUAACCGUGGAAAUUUUGAUGGACUUAAUAUAUAAAUUUCUUAAACAUAUAUGUUUUCAAAACCUUGUCACACUCUGAUGGUGACAAUACUAGAACUACUUAAACACUUGUAACAAGGACUGUAAAUUUUUAAAAACUCAAUUUCCCCGAGUUAAAAAAGUGAAAUGUUAUUCUAUAAAUACGAAAGGGAAACCAUCAAAAGGGAGGAGGAGGGAUUAUAGCACAAGAUUUUACAGUAUUUUAAACAUUGAACAAGGUAAAAUCUAUGCUGAGUUCUUUUUCAUCCUUCGUAAUUCAAGUUUCCUGAAACCAAAUCUCUGAUGAUUCUGACCUAACCACACCAUGGUCCUGGCAAAUUCUUAACACCAGAUGUCAUUCUUGCUCUGGAGAAACCAGUUGCCUUCAAGUCGAUUGUGAUUUAUAGCGACCCCAUAGGGUUUCCAAGAAGGGCCUGGUGGAUUCGAAUUGCCACCCCUUUUGUUUAACAGCCAACCUCUUAAUCACUGCCCAUGCCCAGUGCCAUCGAGUCAGUUCUGACUCAGCGACCCUAUAGGACAGAGUAGAACUGCCCCAUAGAGUCUCCAAGGACUGCCUGGCAGAUUCGAACUGCUGACCUUUUGGUUAGGAGCCUAGCACUUAACCACUACACCACCAGGGUUUCCUCUUAAUCACUACGACUUGGCUAAUCUGGCUUGUUCCCCUCUGUACGUUGGUUUUAUCUUCAUCCCUAAGUGGGGAAUUACUUAUUCUCAACAAAUUCCUGGCAGUUUAGUUUGGGAUGGCUAAUGACAUUCUGCCUCAGGCAUUGUGGAAAAAGCUCCUAAUAGCUGGCUAUUUUAUUCUCUAGGAGUUUUAGGAAGUUGAUCUUUAAUAGUGACUUUUCCCCACUCUCCAUUUCCCAUCCUUCAAUGUUCUGGCAUCUAGCACCUUCGGAAAUAACGAUACUGAACUUCCCUGCAGCAAUUUAAUUUAGAAAACAAGGCAAACCCAUAAAGCAAAUGAUGAAUUUUGUACACACAGUAGGCACCAAUACAGAAUAAAAUGGAGGGUUUUGCCAGGUAACUGCAACUCCCAUAAGGCAAUGAGAAAGGAGGCGGAGGUCACUCUCUUGUCCGCACCCCUUGAUACCAUACUGGGAGACGCUCACCUUAUAUAAUGCAGUGUUGGCGUAAUGAAAAUUGUGGGGCAGGGGGGCUUGGUAAUUUGAAUUCCAGAUACUCUUUAACGAGAGAACUAACGGCGUCUACAACGCUUCAGCUCAAUAAUUCGACCACCUGCUGUUUGAGAGAUUGUUAUUUCACUCAGGCAGCCCCGCCCCGGGGGGGCGGGAGACGGAAGUGACGACACUGGAUGCUUCAUAAAAUAGCUGUAGGCGGAACUCGGGCUCUCUCUCGGCCUUAGCGCCAUCUUGUUAGGUAGGUGUUUCAACAGUGUGGAUUCCGCAUAGAAUCCAUUAACAUCUUGCGGCUGCACUUAACCAUCAUCUCAGCAAACUAACUGUAGCUUUUUUCUCUUUCCCCGUAGAAACCUCCGGACCAUGAGAGCCAAGGUGAGCGAUUCCUGAACAGUGAACUGAGUCGGUAGGGAUUGGCGAGUGGGGUAAACUAGCGAAGUCCGCCAUGGUACCCAAAUCGCUGGGUUCUCGAAAAGUGCCCAGGAGCUCCUGGGAUAAGGAUAGUUUGGUGGGAAGCAGAGGAGUUGGGGAGAGAUGGCAGGAGUAGAAGACUGCAGGUGAGAUGCGGGUUUACAUCGUGGGAUCCAAACUGAUGGCAGUUGCUGCGACCAAGCCCUCUUACUUAAGAACCUGACUGAAAGGGCUUUUGAUACCCCUACCUAACCUGUUACUGAAACUACUGAUUUCUUGUUUUAUUCUCUGCCUCUGUUACGAUCGGUUGCAGUGGAGGAAGAAGCGAAUGCGCAGGCUGAAGCGCAAAAGAAGAAAGAUGAGGCAGAGGUCCAAGUAAACGCUAGCGUGUGCACACACGGAAGCCACAGCAGCAGGAAUAUGGAAUGUCGGAGGCCAGGGACGCUGGUACAAGUUGUUGACUGCAUGCUACUGUCUGGAACUUAUCUCAGUGGAUCUAGAAUUUCCAUCGCCAUUUGAUCGCUGCGAACACCUUCGAGGGGCCCACCUUGCUUGUACUAAAUCAGACCCUUUUGAUAUUUGCCCUGGACCUAUGACAGUCUGGACUAGUUCUGUUCUCAGUUGUGGCUGAGUGUAACAUGUGCACAAUAAAUCAUCUCUUCUGCUGUUUUGGCUGAAGAACCAAA